ACCAUAUAGCUCGAGACGCCAAGCUCCUUCGGAAGUCAGGCGAAGAUAUCACUUGGGCAUUGCGCUGACUGCGGAAGAAUGACUCUUUCACGGUGAAACAUAGUUUGAAGUCUCACAGGCCAGCUUCUACCUAUACAUCUGCUGCGUAUUGAGGGUUACCAUGGCUACUGAAGCACCUGAUCCGCGCACGUUCAAGAGCUGGGAAGAUGCUUUCGAAUACCCAGUUCCAGUCGUUCGUAAGCUGGAAGCUCAGCUGAGAUCCAGUGCAAACGACAAUCGAGAACGAUUGCGGUCUCUAGUGGGAGCGAGCUAUCGGGAUCUUCUAGGUACGGCAGAACGUAUUGUCGACAUGGAUCAGACCAUGGGACAGGUAGAAAACGCCCUUGCUCAGAUAGGUACUCAUUGCAGUUCUGGUUUGCUGGAAAAGGUCACCAGUAACUACGCCAUGAUCGAUCAACAUUGGAGAACGCAAAGAGAACACCAGAAUGCAUUUGCCUCGCAGCUGGCUAUGCUACAAGCGUGCCCUACUGUCAUCGCUAGACAACUCAAGCAGGGAGGUUCGCUCCUCCUCGCAUCGAAGAUCCUCGUACUCUCACGACUUCUACACAAAGCCCUUACUCAGUCGUCGAGCACUUCUCCGCUAAGUGAACGAGCCAAGGAACGACUAGGCUAUUUGCGCGGCAGGCUCAUUAGUCGUAUCAGCAAGCAAUGUUCUGAUCCAACAUUGGAAACUGAAGCAUUGAUUGAUAACUUAUGUGCUUACUCCCUCGCAACUUCAUCCACGCCCACAAAUGUCCUGAAUAGAUUUCACCAGGUACGUCUAGAAUCGCUCAAUGGGCAGUUCGAUCACAAAACAGAUAUCCAAGAUCAUAUACUCAAAGCUCUGAAUAUUUGUGUAACAACACUUCAUGAAACACGGGCAAUAUUUCCCCGGCAGAUAUCGCAGGCAUUGUUAAAGCUCAAAGCACGUCCGCUGAUACAGGCGUCAGAUGUGCAGGCCGUGACAGAGCUGAAUUUGCCCAUACAUCAAAGAUGGUUAGCAGAUGAAGUCCGCAACUACACACCAUGGUCUCGACAUGACGAGUUGAAUGGAAUUGACGUAGAACGACUGACGAAAGAGUGGGCUCGCCAAGCCAUGAAAGCUUUUGUCACUGGGUUAGACAAGGUUCUUUCUAAGAUUUCCGACCUACGUAAAGUCGUCAAACUCAGACAAGACAUUCUUGAGACGUGGUUCCCUGCGAGCAGACGUGCGCCUGGGCUCGACCCACAACGUGUGCUUGAUCAUCUACGAGACGUGUUGAACAAGCACACCAAGUUGAUCGCCCAGCGCGACGUCUUGAAGCUGAGCUCUGUCACUGAUGCAAUCGGUGACUAUCUAGAACAUUGGAAUGGGGAUGUUGUCAAGACCGCGCCGCUUUGGAGUCUUGGAAUUGACUACAUCGACCUAAGCGAUGGAGCCGAAGGCUUCAAGAAAUCUGUGAUCGAGAGAGGCCGUGGCCGCAGCCAGCCAGUAGAGCAGAUAAUUGCCACAUACGACGCAUGGGCAGACUCUGUUGCCAACGUACGUCGUGUCAUUAGGGAGAUGAGAGACUUGAGAUGGGAUGAUGACUUUGAUGACGAUGAUGACGAUGAAAUGGAACUAGAUUCGAAACAGACACUCCUCAGCCAGGAUGAUCCCCGGAGCAUCGAAGAAGCGUUGUACGAGAGCUCAGAACAAGCUCUGUCUCAAAUACGGAGAGACCUCGAGAGCAUUGCAGAGCGCAUAGUUGCUCAUGAGGACACUGAAAGUAGGGUUGGGCAGACUAUCUUCGUGUUGCGGACUCUGCGGGAGGUUAGUCAACGUCUGCCCAAAUCUGCUGCAAGCACGCAUCACGAGUCGCAUCUGGUUCCAGAAAAGGCCUUACAGCUUCUCCAUCAGACUGUCGCGGCAUCGGUCAUUGUAAAACCACAAGAUAUCUACAAGGUGCUGCUUAACAGAUUUGUUCGCCGUAAAGUUAUUUCUGGCCGUCAGUUAUGGGAAGGGAACCCAGCGCUACCAUCGUUCCCCUCCCCAGCCACAUACAAGUUCCUACAUGCAUUAUCAUCGAGCAUGACCAUCAUUGGCCCUGAUAUUUGGUCGCCAGAGGCAGUCAAAGUAUUAAAAGAGGCUUCGAAUCAGAGUGCUGUAGAGGCGUUGAAACGUUGUGCACGACAGGUUAUCUUCGAAAGUGAAUCGGAGAAAUUGAAAGCAGAUUCCAGUGAGGACGAUCUGCAACCUAGUAUCGACGAAGCAUCUCAUGCGAGUCUUGAGGAUAAAAAGACUCGCAUGACAAACAAACUUUUACAGCUGAUCUUCGAUAGCUGUUAUUUGAGCCAGGCUCUCUCCAGUCACAAUUCGACGGCUUUGCUAGGUGCUGCGGACAUGGAUCAACAAGGCAUCAGUAAGGCCAUGUUCGACCAGAUCGCUAGGAAUGCGACCGAGUAUUGGAAGAGGACGUAUCUCAUGUUUGCAUUGUUAUCAUGAGUGUUGUGUCUCUUUCUCUGAGCAAUGUCGAAGCCGAAGUAGAGAAAGCCGCUUUCAGACUGCUAGGUGGGGAAGCUGCGGAUGUGGUGGCGCAGUGCAUGCAUACAUGGGCGGUGCACGGCAAGACAUCAUUAAUAUAAUUCGAGGCUAUCUAGAAUUUCGAAUCCAAGUCUGAUCGCGAUUUCUGAACUCUAAUGCCCUUACUCUGCGACUUCAGGACUUCUUGAACUUUCACUGCUGCAAGGCGCAGGAAUGUCAAC
Molecule: messenger RNA, 2763 nt
Organism: Pseudovirgaria hyperparasitica
Lineage: Eukaryota; Fungi; Ascomycota; Dothideomycetes; Acrospermales; Acrospermaceae
Exons: 3
Coding region: 161-2503 (780 amino acids)
Biological process (GO): intra-Golgi vesicle-mediated transport
Cellular component (GO): COG complex; Golgi apparatus
Source: RefSeq, a predicted model, not a curated record